Zingiber officinale is the source of this 1635-nucleotide messenger RNA. RefSeq lists its product as uncharacterized. The coding region runs from base 1 to 1320 and encodes 439 amino acids. The transcript has 7 exons. Lineage: Eukaryota; Viridiplantae; Streptophyta; Magnoliopsida; Zingiberales; Zingiberaceae. The record is from RefSeq and is a predicted model, not a curated record.
AUGGUACCUACGCCCUCCCCUCAGGCAGGACCUUCACAUGGUCAGUCGCCGUCAGGACCUUCUCGUGGGCAGUCGCCAGCAGAACCUUCUCAUGGCCAGUCACCGGCAGGACCCUCACGUGGACCGUCCCCGGCAGGACCUUCACGUGGCCAGUCACCGGCAGGACCUUCAUGUGGCCAGUCACCGGCAGGACCUUCAUGUGGCCAGUCACCGGCAGGACCUUCACAUGGCCAUUCACCUUCCCCACUUGAGUCGCCGAUACCUGCCAAACACUCAACCAUUGAUAUUGCCGACGCUCGACUGCAUAUAGUCCCUCUUGGAGACUCAUUUGAAAAUUCAGUAACUGUUGUUCGUGAGAUUAAUCAAAUUGUGAAUAACUUUUGGAAAGGAGACUCAAUGUCAUACUCAAGCACUCCAGCACCCACAAAAGAACUCUGGUGGUGCGAGUUUAAGCGAUUAUUUAGUUGGGACCCUUAUUUUGAGAUGGAAGUUAAAAGAAUUUUCAAAAAGAAAUGUGGUGAUCACAUUCGGCAUGUAUUAAACCAUGCCAAAAGUACUGGAAAAAAGCCUCCCUUUAUCACGACGGACAAUUGGGUUAGGAUCUGCAAUUUUUGGCAAACUGAUGAGUGCAAAGAAAGGAGUUUGCGGAAUAAAAUAAAUCAAGCUUAUAAUUCUGGAGACUCACGUGCAAUAUAUGCAGGAGGAUCUAUAAAUAUCGAGGAGCAUUCACGUAGAUUGUCUAGGGAUUUGGGAAAAGAGCCCGAUUUUAUAGACACUUUCGUCCGCACUUUUCAAAAAAAAGACAAGACUUGGAGUGGAGAUAGAGCUAGAAUAAUUAAGGAGAGAUAUGAUGAGCUAUCAUUAUCUCAAAGAAGUUCAGGUGAUGGUGAUAAUAUUGAGGGAUCUGAGCCGUCUGUUACUAAUAAUUUAGAUUUAUGGUUAGAGGCCAGUGGGGGAGUCAAAGGGGGAAGGAUAAUAGGUAUGGGUUCUAUGAGUAGAAUCCAUAAUGUUCCUCGAAGAUCUUUAUGUUCUUCUACCCGACCCGCAGUAACAGCACAGAUUCAUAGCUUAACUGAAGAGGUUGACAAUUUGAAAGACAUAAUAUCUCAAAGGGAUCAGCAAAUUUUAGAAAUUCAAAAACAAAAUUCACAAAGAGAUCUAGAUAUGGUUGAAAUGCGUAAACAACAAGCCUUUCUUUUACAACAAUUUCAACAAUUUAGAUCGGGUUCAAGCUAUAUUCCUCCUGGUAUUGGUGAUGAUGCUAAUGACGAUGAUGAUGUCGAUGAUGAUGCCGCCGAUGAUGUUGAUGAUGAUGCAUGAGUGUUUGGUUGGUAGGUGAAGAUGAUGGUGGUAUUGAUGUAAAAAUAUGUAGAAGAAGGAUUUGGACUGAGAAGGAUCUCCAUAAGAUUAUCUUCAACUCUAUCUUUUUCAUGUUCUUGUAUGAUAUUGGAAUUUGGAUACUAUGACAUGUUUGUUAUAACUUUAUUGUAGUGCUUGGUUUAGGGUGUUAGUUGUAGUUGUAUAUUGUUGUAGUUUGUAUUGUUGGAUGAUGAUGUGUUGUAUUGUUAGUUUUAUGCUCUUAGUUUAGGUUGUAUAUGGAACAACAUGUUUUAAUGGUGCAUGUGUUUGGGUUUA